AGGACAUGUGAGAUAGUCACAGUUUUACAGAGAUCAGGACAAGAUCUCACCGCUCCCACUCGGCUCCUUUGGCCAUGAGCAGCGGGAGCCGCAGCGCGCAGCGCGGAGCGCGGAGCGGGGCCGGCCCCGCCGGGGCGCAGCCCGGGCCCGCGGGGGUGUGAGGGCAGCGCGGCCGCCCCUGCUCCGCCGCGCCCCGCGCAGCCCCGCGCAGCCCCGAGCCGGCUUUUGUUUCUAUUUUAGUGUCGGGAAGGACUUUCCUGGGAGGGCUCGUUCCCUCGCUCGCUCUCCCUCGCUGCAACAACAACAACAAAAAAUAAGGACCUACUGUCUCCCCUCCGCAGACCGGGAGUCCCAGGAGCCGGGAACUGCUUCGCUUUUCCUUUUUUUUUCUUCUUAUUUUUUCUUUCUUUUUAUUUUUAAUUUUUAAUUUUUUUAAUCCCGAAUCUAAUUCGGCUGAUUUUCGCCUCUUUUUUUAUGCCUUUUUUUUUUUUUUUUUGGAGACUGUGUGUGUGCUGUUGAUUUUCCUUCCUCUCCCAGAGACUCGAGCGAGUUCGCCGGGCAGGAGAGGGGAAAAAAAAACCAAAACCCAACAAACACACACACGCGCGUUUUUGUAAAGGGAAUCCCUCUUUUUCUCCUGGAUUUGUGGAUGCACCGAUGAGAGAUCCAGCCUUCCCAGGGACUGCCAUGGCUUACCACCCCUUCCACGCACCCCGGCCGGCUGACUUCCCCAUGUCCGCUUUCCUCGCGGCCGCCCAGCCGUCCUUUUUCCCGGCUCUGGCUCUGCCUCCGGCGGCGUUGGCGAAGCCCAUGCCGGACCCGGGGCUGGCCGGGGCGGCCGAGGCCGGGCUGCACGUCUCGGCCCUGGGACACCACCACCAAGCCGCCCAUCUGCGCUCGCUCAAAAGCCUGGAACCCGAGGAGGAGGUCGAGGACGACCCCAAAGUAACGCUGGAAGCCAAAGAGCUUUGGGACCAGUUCCACAAGCUGGGCACCGAGAUGGUGAUCACCAAGUCCGGGAGGAGGAUGUUCCCCCCGUUCAAGGUGCGGGUGAGCGGCCUGGACAAGAAGGCCAAGUACAUUUUGCUGAUGGAUAUAGUGGCGGCCGACGACUGCCGGUACAAAUUCCACAACUCGCGCUGGAUGGUGGCUGGCAAGGCCGACCCGGAGAUGCCCAAGCGCAUGUACAUCCACCCCGACAGCCCGGCCACGGGCGAGCAAUGGAUGGCCAAACCUGUUGCCUUUCACAAGCUCAAGCUCACCAACAACAUCUCGGAUAAGCACGGCUUUACCAUCCUGAACUCCAUGCACAAGUACCAGCCCAGGUUCCACAUCGUCCGGGCCAACGACAUCCUCAAGCUGCCCUACAGCACCUUCCGCACCUACGUGUUCCCCGAGACCGACUUCAUCGCCGUCACUGCCUACCAGAACGACAAGAUCACGCAGCUGAAAAUCGAUAACAACCCCUUCGCCAAAGGCUUCCGGGACACGGGGAAUGGCCGGAGGGAGAAGAGGAAGCAGCUGUCCCUGCCGUCCCUGCGGAUGUACGAGGAGCCCUGCAAGCCCGACCGCGACGGCGGCGAGUCGGACGCCUCGUCGUGCGAGCCCUCGGCCGUGCGCGAUGCGCUGCACUCGCCCGUGGGCGCCCUCCCCAGCCCCCUGCGCCUCAAGGGCAGCGGCAGAGAGGAGAAGCCAGGGGCUGACAGCGACACGGAGGUGGAGAAGGUGCCGGAGGAGCGGCCGGUGGCAGCAGCCAGCCCCAGCGCGGAGGACGCGACGCCCCGCGGCAGCCCCCGGUGCCCGGAGGAGCGGGGCAAGGAGAGGCACAGCCCGGAGAAAGGCAAGGACGGAGCGUCCCCCCGGGAGGCUCCUGGCGAGGGCCUGUUCGGCACACGGGGCCUGGAGAAGGACAAGGUGGAAGGAAGGAGGAAAGAGACGGAGCCGGGCAAGAAGGACACGGAGGGCGGCGGGCUGGGCAAGGAGGCCUUCGCCCCGCUGAUGGUGCACACGGACAGCCCCCCGCACCUGAGCACCGGGCACCUGCAGAGCCUGGCGCUCUCCGGCCUCCAUGGGCAGCAGUUCUUCAGCCCGCUGGGCGCUGGGCAGCCCCUCUUCAUCCACCCAGGACAGUUUGCCAUGGCCCCCGGCGCCUUCUCUGCCAUGGGCAUGGGACACUUGCUGGCCUCGGUGACCGGCGGGGGCAGCCUGGAGAACGGAGCCCUCUCGUCCGCCCCGGGAGCAGCAGGGACGGCCACCCCCUUCCCUUUCCACCUCUCCCAGCACAUGUUGGCCUCUCAGGGAAUCCCGAUGCCCACCUUCGGCGGACUCUUCCCCUACCCCUACACCUACAUGGCAGCGGCCGCCGCGGCCGCCUCGGCCAUGCCGGCCAGCAGCGCUGCCGCCGCGGGGCCGCUGUCCCGCAACCCCUUCCUGGGCAGCAGCCGGCCCCGCCUGCGCUUCAGCCCCUACCAGCUGCCCGUCACCAUCCCGCCCAGCACCAACCUGCUGACCACCGGCCUGCCCGCCAGCCUCAACCCCGGCUCCGAGGGCUCCAAGGCCGGCAGCAGCCGCGAGUCCAGCCCCCUGCCCGAGGUGCACAAGGGGGGCGGCCAGCGCCCCGCCGCCUCCCCCAAGGGCUCGCUCAAGGAGUCCCUCAAUGAACUGCAGAACAUCCAGAGACUGGUGAGCGGGCUGGAGAGCCAGCGGGAGCUGUCGCCCGGCAGGGAGUCCCCGAAGUGAGCGGCGGGGCGGCGGGGCGGACAAGCACUGGUAUUUUGUACAGCACAGUAGAAAUAUUUAUUGCCGGGAGCAGACAGGGAGCGGGGUGCUGCAGCGGAGGGAUGGACCCUGCCGGCCGUGAGGAUCCACCGGAGCCAGGAGGGGCAGCUGGAGCGCAGGGCUUGCCCACUCCCCCUCGGCUGUGGGGCUGGGAGCGGCUCCCCCCGCUCCAGCGAGACCCCCAGGACCCCCCAGCCCCCCGCUCCGGGCAGGGUGAGGAGCUGGUGCCGAGACUCCUGAUGGACGGGGCGGCCCCUGCUCCGGUGGGGAGCGAGAGGGGCCAAACCCUCAUCUGUGAGAGGGGAGGGGGAAGGAAAAAAUAAUUUAAAAAUUUAAAAAAAAAAAAAAGAGAGAUAAGAAAAAGGAAGAUGGAAAGCAAACCGCCUCGGCAGCCACCGCCGAGCAGGGCGGGCACGGCGGGGGGAGCCUCGUGGGUACCUGGGCAGAUAUUUAUGAAAUAAAUGGUAAUUUGUGUAAAUAAGCUAUAAGGAUCCCAGAAUAUGCAAAUUGGUAUUAAUUUAUUCAGAGUUGUACAUUGGUGUGUACAUAAUAUUUAGAGUUUAACUCCUCGCAUUUAAGUUUUUUUCGUUUUUUUGUUUUUUUCAUUUUACAUGAACAUAUAUAUUGUAAAUGAAAACUAUUUAGCUCUUUGUGAUUGAAGGAGAUAUCGGUUUCUCUGUGUUUUAAAAUAUUGUUUAUCCCGCCUGUUCUCUAGGACAAUCAUGUGCCACUGAUAAAACAAUUUUUGGAGUCAUUAAAACUAAGAUUUCAAUCCUUUAACGGACUUUUGCAAGGAAAAAAAUAAACUAACGAAUCCAAAACGUAACUAAAACAUUGUUACAGUGCGGGGUAUAGAGAAUGCAGGAAUAAACCUCAGGUUUUUAUUUUUCACUCCAGAACAAAAAAAAAAAGUAUAAUAAAUUUAAAUAUCACAGGACUGUGCUCUAUAUUUGUUUUAAAAUAAAAAGAUACAUGAUUUGCAACGUGCUGGUUACUCGGGUAUCUGUCUGUUCAGUUUUGAUGAAUUCUCACAUCUUUCAAUAAUAAAAAAAACCCUCUACUCGGA
Passer montanus (Eurasian tree sparrow) is the source of this 3844-nucleotide messenger RNA. RefSeq names its product T-box transcription factor 2 (gene TBX2). NCBI's taxonomy places the organism in Eukaryota, Metazoa, Chordata, Aves, Passeriformes, Passeridae. Gene Ontology annotation, cellular component: nucleus. Bases 658 to 2739 code for a protein of 693 amino acids. The transcript has 7 exons. Gene Ontology annotation, molecular function: RNA polymerase II cis-regulatory region sequence-specific DNA binding; DNA-binding transcription factor activity, RNA polymerase II-specific. Gene Ontology annotation, biological process: regulation of transcription by RNA polymerase II; positive regulation of DNA-templated transcription; cell fate specification. The record is from RefSeq and is a predicted model, not a curated record.